Messenger RNA from Conger conger (European conger), 1374 nucleotides. RefSeq names its product protein FAM43B-like. The coding region runs from base 406 to 1374 and encodes 322 amino acids. The transcript has a single exon. The record is from RefSeq and is a predicted model, not a curated record. Lineage: Eukaryota; Metazoa; Chordata; Actinopteri; Anguilliformes; Congridae.
UCAGUCCCCAAAGGCAAAGCCCCCUUCUCAUUUCCUCAAGCAGCGGGAGAAGAAAAGCUUUUUUUUUUUUUAAAGAGAGGUGCGGAGCAGCCGCCGGAAAAGGUGAGGGAUGAAGGAGUUAAGGAGAAGGUUCCGGAGCUCGGAGCGCGGAGCUGGGCUGCGUUCUGCAGGCGGGAGAGGAGGAGGAGGAGGAGCGAGCGAACGGGCGAGUGAGUGAGCGAGCGAGUAGAGGAAACCAGCUGGCUGGAGCUCUCAGCUCUCACUCGCGCUUUCGCCUGUGAGUGAGCCGGAGCUUUUCCUCCGUCUGUCAGUCUCUCUCUCUCUCUCUCUCUCUCUCUCUCUCCCUGUCCCUCUGUAUCAUUCAGCGCCUGUAGGGGGACUCCUUCCCUCCCGCAUGCCCCAGCCAUGCUGCCCUGGAGAAGGAGUAAGUUUGUCCUGGUGGAGGACGAGGCCCGGGGGAAGCCCAAGAGCCUGAGCGUGGGGCUCAGCUACCACAGCAUCCUCUCAUCCCUGGUGCGCUCCUGCCCCGACCUCCUGCCGGACUGGCCCCUGCAGCGGCUGGGCGCCAUCUUCCGUACCAAGCGGCAGAAGGUGGAGCUCAACAAGGAGGAGCCCACCUACAGCGUGCGUUACCUGGGCAAUGCCGUCACCCUGACGGCCAAGGGCGAGGGCUGCACGGACGACGCCGUGGCCAAGAUCUGGAGCCGCAGCGACUACGGCGGCCAGAGCACCAAGAUGAAGCUGACGGUGGGGGCCCAGGGCAUCCGCAUGAACCUGGAGGGCUCCAAGGGCUCCAAGAAGCCCAGCCAGCUCUACUUCCUCCACCGCAUCACCUACUGCGCUGCCGACCCCCGCCGGCCCAAGAUCUUCGCCUGGGUCUACCGUCACCAGAUAAAGAACAAGGCGGUGGUGCUGCGCUGCCACGCCGUGCUGGUCACCCGGGCGGAGAAGGCCCGGGCCAUGGCCCUCAGCCUGUACCAGACCUCGGCCUCAGCCUUCAGCGAGUUCAAGAGGCUCAAGCGCCAGAGCGACUCCCGCCACUGCCAGCAGCAGGCGCUAGGCGGGGACGCCGUGCCCCUCGUGCCGCUCCGGAGGCUGCUGAACGGGCAGUGCCACUACCGGCCGCCCCCGGACAGGCCUCGAGCCGGGACACGCCUGUGCUCCAUCGUGGAGGAGGAGGAGGAGGAGGACGAGGAGGAGGAGGGUGGGGAGGGUGACGGGGAGAACAUGAAGGGGCUGGGGUCUAACGGUCGCCCCCCUCGACCGCCUGAGAAGGACGUGGGGAGGAUUGUCCACGGGCUGGAUGCCUGCAGCAUCGGUGGGAGCAGAGGCAGGUCGCUCAGCAGACAGAUCGGCGUCAGCAGACUCUUGUGA